AAAACAUCUAUUCUAAAACCUUUUUAUUGAUACUGGUGCAUGUGUAAUGAAAGUCUGAUUUCUUAAUUCCGGAAACUAUCUCAAGAUCUUACAUAAAAAUGAUGUCUUUACUCACCUUCCUACUGAUGGUCCAUGUUUCACAAGCUGAAACACAAACUGGAAGCUGCAAAGACAUCUUACAUGGCUUCCUGUCUGGACAAUUGUCGUCAGCUCUUGGGGAUUAUCAGAUUAAAGCUUUGAAACAGGAGUUCCUAAAGUUCACAAAUACAAUGCAGCAAUCUAUGAACGUAUUCAAGGAACAAAUGAAAGCUGAUUUUGAGAAAAAAGGUAGAAUAAACAAGAGCGUUGUCUAUACAAGGUGGGGAAAAAAGACAUGUCCCUCGAAUGCUGAGCUUGUUCUUUCUGGAUUUACUGGUGGGUCACAUUAUACUCACUCGGGAGCGGCCGUUGAUCCCCUUUGUUUACCAAGAGAUCCCGAAUGGGGCCGGUACAAAGAUGGGGCUGACGGCGGUAGAGCUUAUGUAUAUGGAGCAGAAUACGAAACUGGCAAUUCUCUGAGUAACUUGCGGAAUCUCCAUGACCAUGACGUACCGUGCGCUGUCUGCCUGGUCCAUAAUAGAUCUGUUCUAAGAGUAUUCCCAGCAAGGAAAACAUGCUACAAAGGAUGGAAAUUGGAAUACGAUGGAUAUCUAAUGGCUGGAUAUCAUACUCAUCCUGCUGCUACAACUUACAAGUGCGUGGAUAGGAAGCCCGAUACUAUCACUGGGGGACAUUCUGAUCAAGACGGUUAUCGUUUCUAUUUUGUGGAAGCAAAAUGUGGCUCAUUGAAAUGCCCACCAUACGUAAACGGGCGGGAACUUGUAUGUGCUGUCUGCUCAAAGGCGUAAAGCUAUAGUACAAUGGAAAUGUUUCCAAACAAUAAAGAGUGGUUUCAGAAUUAAUAUUGAGUGGUUUCCUUUUCAAAAUUGAUUGAUUAUGAAUUAUGACAUUUUCUAUUUUGUUGAAGUGUCUUAUUUUUUUGGUUUGAUUGUAACGCUCACAAUUCGUCUGAAACAACAAUGUGUUUGCUGAUGUAAAACAAAAUAUUGUACAUCUGACCAAUGUGAAA
This is a messenger RNA of Ostrea edulis (European flat oyster), 1108 nucleotides long. Its product is annotated as short-chain collagen C4-like. The transcript is spliced from 5 exons. NCBI's taxonomy places the organism in Eukaryota, Metazoa, Mollusca, Bivalvia, Ostreida, Ostreidae. The record is from RefSeq and is a predicted model, not a curated record. Bases 99 to 887 code for a protein of 262 amino acids.